Beauveria bassiana ARSEF 2860 is the source of this 369-nucleotide messenger RNA. RefSeq lists its product as uncharacterized. The transcript has 3 exons. The coding region runs from base 1 to 369 and encodes 122 amino acids. The record is from RefSeq and is a predicted model, not a curated record. Lineage: Eukaryota; Fungi; Ascomycota; Sordariomycetes; Hypocreales; Cordycipitaceae.
AUGUCCGACGGUGUCACCACGCAGCACGACUCCGCCACCGGCAGCUUCGCCGAGAGCAAGGGCAAGGGCAAGGCCGCUGAGCGCGUAAACGAUGAUGCCCAGAUGGAUGAGGAUGACGAGGACGAGGACGAAGAUGAAGAUGAUGAGAAUGAGAAUGAGGAUGAUUUUGACGAAGAGAACGAAGGAGACGACAUUGAAGACGGCGCCGACGAGGUCGACCUAGACAACAUUGUCGAGGGCGGUCGCCGAACCCGCGGCGCCAAGAUUGACUUUGCUAAAGCUGCUGCCGAAAACCCCGUCGACGACGAGGACGACGAAGAUGAUGAGGACUUUGAGCCCCCCGCUCAGGACACUGAAAUGUCUAGUUAA